GGCACGCCUGCCAGAACGCAUCGUUUCAACUUUCGUUCUUACUGUAUUAAUUCUCUGAAUGACAGUAACAAGGGGGGGUGGGAACCUUCUGAAAUGAAGCAAAAGAGAUCUGAGAAACUAAAUCUGCAGGGGAAAAGGAGACUAAAACCACAGUUUUAGUGAAACAGCCAGACUUUGGGAGCUGGGAGGCAGAGGGAGGAAAAAAGGCUGGGCUUAAGCAACCUGCUACCGGGAUGUAGACAAAGGCGGUUUGAAAGGCAGAGAACGAGGCGGGAUCAGUAGCUCUAUCAGCAUGGGGAGUGCGCCAGCCGCUGGAUUCCCGGGAUGAAACCGGAUGAAUUCACAGUGUCUCCUUCAGGGCACGAAUUACUGGAGUAUGCACCAAAAUAAGAACUCAGAGAAAAAAGUAAGUUUGGGAGAGGACUUAGAUUUUGACGGUCUUUGAAAUCUCCUCUUGGAGGCAUGCCUUCAUUGAUGCGUUACCUCUUUAUAGUUUCUGUCUCUUGUGUAAUCAUUUUUAUCGUGUUCUAUGUGUUCAAUUUUGGGGGCGAGCAAGGCUUCCAGAGGCUAAAUAACUCGGACACUUUGAUGCUGAGUCAAGUUUGCAUAUCCUUUAUCAGUGGCAAAACACCUUUCCUCUGGAGAAACAAACUCAUGAUCUAUGAGACGUCUUCUUGCAAGGAAUACCUGGCUCAAAGCCACUACAUCACGGCGCCGUUAUCUAAAGAAGAAGCUGAAUUUCCUUUGGCAUAUAUCAUGGUCAUCCAUCACAAUUUCGACACCUUUGCAAGGCUCUUCAGAGCUAUUUACAUGCCUCAGAAUAUCUACUGUGUUCACGUGGAUGAGAAAGCGACAGUUGAAUUUAAAGAUGCAGUGGAGCAGUUACUGAGCUGCUUCCCGAAUGCUUUUCUGGCUUCCAAGAUGGAACCCGUGGUCUAUGGUGGGAUCUCCAGGCUCCAGGCUGACCUGCACUGCAUCAAGGAUCUUGCAGCCUUGGAGGUUCCGUGGAAGUACGCCAUCAACACCUGUGGGCAAGAUUUCCCCCUGAAAACCAACAGGGAGAUAGUUCAGUAUCUGAAAGGAUUUAAAGGGAAAAACAUCACCCCAGGGGUGCUGCCUCCAGCUCACGCAAUUGGACGGACUAAAUAUGUCCACCGAGAGCACCUGGGCAAAGAGCUUUCCUAUGUGAUAAGAACUACAGCACUGAAACCGCCUCCUCCCCACAAUCUCACCAUUUACUUCGGUUCUGCCUACGUUGCCCUGUCAAGAGAGUUUACCAACUUUGUUCUCCAUGACCCACGGGCUCUUGACUUGCUCCAGUGGUCCAAAGACACCUUCAGCCCGGAUGAACAUUUCUGGGUGACGCUUAAUAGGAUUCCAGGUGUUCCUGGCUCCAUGCCAAACGCAUCGUGGGCCGGGAACCUCAGAGCUGUAAAGUGGUUUGACAUGGAAGAUAAACACGGAGGCUGCCACGGCCACUACGUCCAUGGCAUUUGUAUCUAUGGAAACGGAGACUUAAAGUGGUUGAUUAAUUCGUCAAGCCUCUUUGCUAACAAGUUUGAGCUCACUACGUACCCCCUUACUGUGGAAUGCCUAGAGCUGAGGCUUAGAGAAAGAACCCUAAAUCAGAGUGAAAUUGCAAUACAGCCCAGCUGGUAUUUUUGAUCUACUGCCACUCACGACUGAAGGAAAAUCGCAGCUGGAAAGGAGAGCUUUUCUUUGUGAGAAAAACUUAGCGUGGGUUACAUGAACAGUCUCAGGGCCAAGGUUAUGGCUUCAGGACCUGACUACAUUAUUACAUGUUAAAAUAUUCUCUGGACACCGUGAAAUAUGCUGUCAGGGUGGUUGUGCAGAGUGAUGCUGGCGCUUUGGCCACUCUGCCAGUUUCUUGAGGCUCAUCUCUGCAUCAGGCUAAUGUUCUGAUCAGUGAUAAAUAACUGUCCUCAGAUUUGCAUCUGAUCUUCAUCGUAUAUAAAUGUUCUAAUGAAAAGGAGAAUUGUGGAUAAUACUAUUUAGGAGAAAAAGAACUGGGUUUCUUUGAAGAAGGAAUCUUUUAUAACAGAUCUCUAGCCACACAUUGGUGGAUAUCCCCUGCUCUUUGCUUACCUGCAUGUAGGCAUAGAAAUCGCUUUUUGGGUAACUGACCAAUCUCCUUUACAACUUGAGCUCCUAGAACUGAGAACUAGAUCUUGUUCCUGAGUUUCAACAGUAGCAUUUUCAAGUUUCCUGUGUCUAAAGUUCUGGAUAGAAUUUAAAGCCAUUCACAGGAAACAGAAUUGGAGACAGCAGUCGCUGCCUGCCUCUUCAGUAAAAGGCCCCCGGGGGGAAUCCGUUUCUUGAAUAUUUGUCGGAAUGUGCUCUGAUCCGUCUUUCUUGUUUUCCAUUGAGAACAUGGAAAAGUUCUUGAAGCAUGAAGAAUUUCUAGAAGAGAGGUGCUAUUGCAUGGGUUUAGCCUCAAGCCUUGAAUAUCUCAGAGUAAAUCACUUUCCUUUAUUGCCACUACUCUCCACCCCGACCAAAGUGAUCUUAUCUGCAAAGUGGAGACCAAAUUCUGUCCCGUGAGCCUUUAAGGAGUCCAUAGUGUGCUCUGGGUAGCUUUGCAAUGCCUGGGGGUCAUAGGAGUGCCUGGAUUUUUAAAAGCUUUCAAAUGUGUGUGAGCCUUUUGGUCACUUCGUCCCAUUCAUGUAUCCAAUUCAUUCAUUCAGCAUCUGGUCAAUAAGUAUUUCUUGAGUGUUUAUUAUACACCAGACACAUGCAGAGACAAGGAGGAGAAGUAAGUCAGAAGCUUUUCCACUCUAAAAGUCCUGGCAAUAACGUCCACGUUGGAAAGGCUGCUCUAGAGAAUCUCACAGGGUGGUUGUAUUUUAACACCUUCAUGUGCGGGGUUGUAGACUGUGAUACCAGGCCCAGGAUAUCAGAAAUUACAAAGUGAGGUCUAAAUCAGAGAUUAUUCCCAAGAGAGAAGGGAAGGAGGAGACGGAAGCCACAGCCGAUUGUGUUCUGUAGGUGUUCUGCUUGCUCCUUUAUGUCUCAUGGCCUUCAAAUCUCACAACGCUCUCGGGAAGCUCUCAUGAUCUGUCUGAGAAUCGGGAUUCUCUUAUUGGUCUCCUCUGUUCAUUUCCUGAGGUGGAACAUUUAGAGAAGGUGAAGUAAAGCCAUAUUUAGCAUCCCAGAAUGGUCUCAGUGUUAAUAUUGAGAAAACGUCCUGUCACAUCAGAAAAAUGUGAAGUCUACUCUUAUAUUCCAUCCAGUUCCUUGAUAUUUAUUUAUUCUAAUGAACAACAGUAACUACAAUUAAUGAUACAUUUAAUCCACGCAACGGUAUUUUUUUCUGUAAUUGUGCCUGUUGAAUGUUAAUCACAUUUAAUGACUUUGAAUUUAAUGACUUCUAGUGACUUUGAAGUAAAGCCGCCUUUUUUCCUGCUACCGAAAAAAAAAAAGAUGGAACUGUAUUGGUUGAUGAAGAGUCCAGGGGUAGGGAACACACCCAGAGCUAAAGGCAGAAUCUGAAGAUACCUUUUUUUUCAACUAAUUUACAUGACACCACUUGAGAAGAAGGGUUGCUUUACACUGGAUCUUUCUCUUGUAGAACAAGAAAUCUUUUGGAAUAGAAGAUGUUUACAUGUCCGUUGUUGGUCAUUUCUUCUAUGUCUAAAGUACUUUAAUAUUGGAAGAGUGUAGUGUUUGGACUAGUGGAUUUCUGCUAGCCCUUGCAGGUGCCCUGAAAACUUUGUUUUCGAUGAUGUUCCGUGUUGUUUUCUUGGAAAUAAAUUAAUAUAUUGU
This is a messenger RNA of Globicephala melas (long-finned pilot whale), 3783 nucleotides long. It is a transcript of the gene GCNT2, whose product is annotated as glucosaminyl (N-acetyl) transferase 2 (I blood group). Lineage: Eukaryota; Metazoa; Chordata; Mammalia; Artiodactyla; Delphinidae. Gene Ontology annotation, molecular function: acetylglucosaminyltransferase activity. Gene Ontology annotation, cellular component: membrane. The record is from RefSeq and is a predicted model, not a curated record. Gene Ontology annotation, biological process: transforming growth factor beta receptor signaling pathway.